CCCGGGGUUUCCGCUCAGGGCGGUGACUCGGGACCAGAGCUGUGACUUCAUCGAUUGCUUCUGCCUGAGCAGCCGCAGGCCCGCAGGGAUCGACUGCUCGGGUCUGGCGAGUCAGGCGCGGGAAAGCCGAGUUUGAAGCCGGUGAGUUCGGUGCGGCGGCGGCGCGGCUUCCCCAUCCCUGGACGCUGCAGCGAGCAGCCAUGUGGGAGGCGUAUCUACCGGUGGAGUCCGGCGCCCUGGGGCCCGAGGAGAACUUCCUGUCCUUGGACGACAUCCUGAUGUCCCAGGAGAAGCUGCCGGUGCGCGUCGAGACGUCCAUGCCGCGCCUGGGCGCCUUCUUCCUGGAGCGGGGCGCGGACGCCGAGUCGGACCACGCGCUGCCGCAGGCAACUUCACAAAGAUUGAGGAGCCUGGCCGGGGUCCCACCGAAGUCCUCGGUGAAGGGUUGCUCGCUGUUCGGAGUGAGUGGCAGCUCCGUGCCAUUAGCCCCUUUGCCUAACAAAGACCGGGUAACAAGGCCAGGGUCCUCCAGCUUUGAAAACCGUAGACAUUGGCCCUUUCUGCCAUCUCUGAAGCCACCUGACCUCAGAUUGAUUUCACUUUGUUCUCUUCUAUCAGCAUCCAGAUUGGGCACAAAGCUUGAGCUUCCCUUGUGGCUGGCUAAAGGACUCUUCGACACCAAGCGACGCAUCCUUUCUGUGGAACUUCCCAAGAUGUAUCAAGAGGGAUGGAGGACUGUGUUCAGUGCAGAUGCUAAUGUUGUGGACCUCCACAAAAUGGGGCCCCAUUUCUAUGGAUUUGGCUCCCAACUUCUGCAUUUUGACAGUCCAGAGAAUGCAGAUAUCUCCCAGUCUCUGCUGCAGACUUUCAUUGGACGGUUCCGCCGCAUCAUGGACUCCUCCCAGAAUUCUUACAAUGAAGAUACUUCAGCACUGGUAGCCAGGCUAGAUGAGAUGGAGAGAGGCUUGUUUCAAAUAGGGCAGAAAGGGCUGAAUGACUUUCAGAGCUGGGAAAAGGGUCAGGCUUCUCAGAUCACAGCGUCCAACCUCGUUCAGAAUUAUAAGAAGAGAAAAUUCACUAAUAUGGAAGACUGAACACGGAACAGAACUGCAACUUGUGGAUUUAUCUCUGUGUCCCUGGUAAGACCUAGUUAACUUCAUGGGCGACCCAACCGUGUACUGCUUCAGAGCUUUUUACCUUCAGCAGGCUCCAGGCUUGGAGCUACCUGGUUGGGGGCAGAUGAGCAUGCCCUUGAUCCUGUUGGUCUUCCUGGACUUUAGUUACCUGCUGUUCCACAGCAAGCCCUUUUGACCCAAGAAUGCCGCUGAGGAGGAGCUAGGGUCCAUCUUAAAUAAGGGUCUUGGACAUAUACAUAGUCAAGUUGGAACUGGGAUUCCUCAGGUGUCUGGUCUUGUUGGCUGCAAAGGACAAGUACAAAGUGGGUCAUCUCUGCCUGUUCGCAAAUUUCUCUUAAGCUUCUCUGCCUUACCUUCCUCAUGGUUGGACAGAGGACAUCAUCCCUACCAUGCUGCCCGCCUGCUGGGACUUACCCCAAAUCCAAAACGAAAUUGGGAGGAAAAGGGAAAGUCUGAUGAAUGGCAGAGCAGAAAGGAGAAGACGUUGAGCUCUUGUGCCCUAUAAUCAGGGCUUUUGAACUAGAGUCACAUCCCUUCAAUCCACCCAGAGGUGCCAGGGUGUGUGUGUCAGUGU
Molecule: messenger RNA, 1710 nt
Organism: Onychomys torridus (southern grasshopper mouse)
Lineage: Eukaryota; Metazoa; Chordata; Mammalia; Rodentia; Cricetidae
Gene: Gins3
Product: GINS complex subunit 3
Exons: 5
Coding region: 201-1094 (297 amino acids)
Biological process (GO): mitotic DNA replication initiation
Cellular component (GO): GINS complex
Source: RefSeq, a predicted model, not a curated record